Wasmannia auropunctata (little fire ant) is the source of this 3804-nucleotide messenger RNA. RefSeq names its product homogentisate 1,2-dioxygenase (gene hgo). NCBI's taxonomy places the organism in Eukaryota, Metazoa, Arthropoda, Insecta, Hymenoptera, Formicidae. The record is from RefSeq and is a predicted model, not a curated record. Gene Ontology annotation, cellular component: cytoplasm. Gene Ontology annotation, biological process: L-phenylalanine catabolic process. The transcript is spliced from 10 exons. Bases 726 to 2174 code for a protein of 482 amino acids. Gene Ontology annotation, molecular function: homogentisate 1,2-dioxygenase activity.
CGAGAGUCGGCGCCGUUCGCCGUCGAAUUCGACUCGCCGCCGAGAACCGCGCGGAACUCGGGCGCGAUCUUCAUCCCGCGCCGGCUUUUCUCGCCGGCCGAGGCGAGAAAUUUCCUGUAGGAGUGAUGUCGCGAGAUCGCGCGGAUCGUCCUGUACGUAUAUGUAUCUCGCUGUCGCUAAUUACGUAUCUCGGGGGAGUUGCAGUAUUCGAGUAAACUGCAUUCUAAAUCCCACACGUAUCUCACGUAUCCUGAGAUUUUCCUCAUUUCUCAUUUGGAUAUAAAUAUAUUUCGCUCCCUCGAAUCACGCCGCAUUUACUUUUUUUUCGACUCCAACGGCUGUUGAAGUACUUCCAGAAAACCAAACGACUACAUAUCGCGGCUAAGUUCACGUCGCUAAUUCGUCUCGAGAAUCGCGUAGAAAUGGCGACAGUUGCGAGACGCGUCGCGUAGAGCCGCGUUCGAACGCGGUACGUGUAUUUCCCGCGCAUUAUUGCCGUCUAAAAGCGAAUCUCUGUGCGCGCGUGUCGUCGCGGAGUGUCUCGUUCGAGUGUCGAGUGCUCGUCGCAACACGGUUGAAUCCGACGUCGCGACUUGGCGGAUGUGAAAAAAAUUCCGGCUAGAAUUCACGGCAUCUUGACAGUACAGAAGAUGCGGCGAAUACGCAACGGAAGAUGAGCGGAAAAUCGACGCGACGUGAAAGAAAUUCAUAUUGUCGUUGGGAACAUGGAGGUAUUCUCCAUGGUUAGGAACAUCGGAGCUUUUGGCCGUUUCAACUUACUGCAUUUUCGGUUUCCGGAAUCUACUAAUCGGAGAGGUUUCUGGAGAGGUUUCCUGUCUACUUCUUAUCUCACGGGAUUUGGUUGUGAGUUCUCCAGCGAGGAUGAGCGCUGUCCAGGAGCACUGCCUAUUGGGCAGAACAAUCCGCAGAAGUGUCCAUACGGUCUUUACGCCGAACAAUUGUCGGGCACAGCAUUCACCGUUCCGCGUAAUCAAAAUAAAAGAUCGUGGCUCUAUCGGAUAAAACCCUCCGUCGUUCACACUCCGUUCGAACCCUUCACUCGAGGCAAUGGUGCCGAAUCUUAUCUCAGAAAUGAUUGGAACGAGACUCAUCCCAAUCCCAAUCAGCUAAGAUGGAAGACUUUUGACGUUCCGACUCGACGAGAUCCCGAAGUCGAUUUUAUCGAGGGUCUUCACACUCUGUGCGGUGCCGGUGAUCCCAAGAUGCGCCAGGGCGUUGCGGUGCACGUGUACUUGUGCAACGCGUCCAUGAAGGACAGGGCUUUCUACAACGCCGAUGGCGAUUUUCUUAUCGUGCCACAGUUGGGCGCUCUGCAGAUCACCACCGAGUUCGGCAAGAUGCGAUGCGAACCGAACGAGAUAUGUGUCAUUCAGCAGGGAAUGCGAUUCUCCGUGACCGUCUUCGGUCCGUCCAGGGGUUACAUUCUCGAGGUCUUCGACAAUCACUUCCAGCUGCCAGAAUUGGGUCCGAUAGGAGCGAAUGGCCUGGCGAAUCCGAGAGAUUUUCAGACGCCAGUGGCUUGGUACGAGGAUCGCGAGAUCGAUUACGAGAUCGUAUGUAAAUAUCAGGGGAAGCUAUUCGUGGCCAAUCAAGGCCGUAGCCCCUUUGACGUGGUCGCGUGGCAUGGCAAUUACGUACCUUACAAAUACGAUCUCAAUAGAUUCAUGGUCAUCAAUUCCGUCUCCUUCGAUCACUGCGAUCCUUCCAUCUUCACUGUGCUAACGUGCCCUACUAACAAGCCUGGAACCGCCGCAGCCGAUUUCGUGAUCUUUCCACCCCGAUGGUCCGUGCAAGAACACACUUUCCGGCCCCCUUAUUAUCACCGAAAUUGCAUGAGCGAAUUUAUGGGAUUAAUAAAGGGUCGUUACGAGGCAAAGGAGGAUGGUUUUUCCGCCGGUGGUGCAUCGCUACAUUCUGUCAUGACUCCGCACGGUCCUGAUAAACAAUGCUUUGAGGCUGCGUCCAAGAGCGAGCUGCUGCCAGAACGGAUCGCUGACGAUACGCAGGCAUUUAUGUUUGAGACCUCGUAUAGUAUGGCUGUGACAGAAUGGGCUAAUAAGAUUUGUACUAAGCUGGACGAUAAGUAUUACAAGUGCUGGCAGGAUCUACAGAAGCAUUUUAAUCUCACUGAUAAGGAGGCCAAAGUUGCUUAAUCAACAACAAUCAAUCAGAUGCCUCUAUCUUAACGCGUUUAUGACGAGAAAGAAAGGCAGUCUGUAGUCAGCUCUUAAGAUAAAUCUUUGGCACCUCUUUCUCCCUCUCUCUCUCUCUCUCUCUCUCUCUCUCUCUCUCUCUCUCUCUCUAUCUUGCAGCGGAAAAAUCGCUAAGACCAUUAUUUUUGGAUGACGAGUUUAUUUUAGCAGCUCUAUCCUCUAUGUCAUCAUCGAGAAAAGAAAAAAUUAUCUUAAUGAUUUAUUUUGACAAAAAGCAAAAAUAGACGUCAGAGCCUUUUCUUUGAUGUUUUUCUUACGACUAUGUGUUGUCAAAAAUCUUUCAAAAGUCUUUCAGAUAUUUCUUAUAAAUUGUUAUUAUUACUGGUGUACAACAAGUAUUAAUAUUUUUGUUGUCUUGGGAGUACACGUUGCGAUCUUUUUCUUCUCCGAUUGUUUCUGUCAUGGUGUAUUCAUGAAGAUAUCGUGCAAAACUGCAAAGUUAUCUGGUGCGUGUAGCUGGGACUAAUUAUAAAUUCGCCAACAUUGCGUUCGUAUACGAGGAAUGUUACUAGGUGCAAGGAACUUUUAAUCACGUUUACCUCUUACCACGAUAUGCAAUUGACGAAAGUCUAUUAAAUUAUAUGCUUAUUACUGACAUUUAAAGAUACUGAAACUACUUAUUUUGUACGAUGAGUAGAUACUACGAAAAUUUAAUAAUUAUAAUACGUUAUAGCAUUAGCGAUAGUUAAAUUUUUAAUUAUGCUUUUAAACAUGCCAACUAUCGAAUGAGCUCUCCUUCCCGCCCCCUCUUAUGUCCAUUUCUAUAGAUUAAUUUUAAUUUCGGCUUAAUUUACUCUUUAUCUUGGUUAUUUUAGUUUAGAAAAAGAUAAAGAGUAAAUUAAAUCGAAAUUAAAAUUAAUCUACAUUGAUAAAAAUGGAUAUUAGAAGUCAAAUGAUCAACUCUAUGAAAUGAAAACUAAAAAUUUAUGAAAUUAUAAAAUCUGUGUGCCCUGGUAAAAUUAAGAAAAUUAUAAAAGUGGAGUUGAUCAGUUUAGCUUUUGAGAGCUCUAAUAUUUCUUUCAAUUAAUGAAUUGUAUUAAAUUAGUAAAUUCAAAAUAUAGGAUAUUUUAUUCAAUAAUCAAAUAAUUAACUUCUAUAAUGACAAUGAGAAGAGUUAGCUGUUUGAGAAUGUCAUGAAAAUCAUUAUUACAUAACUUUGAGUAUAAAUAUCUGCGCGACUGUUAUCAUAAAAGCGGUAUCCUUGUGUGUGUUAAAUCGACGAAAUAUUUAAUACGAAAAUAAAACCAAAAUAAUAGAAUAUAAAACUUUGUCAUGAAUGACUCAUCAAAUUUAUAUUAAAAAACUGAUAUACUACUUGAAUUGCUGCAGUACAUUGCAUUUAUGAUUACAAGAACAAUACGUGUUCACAGCGAGAUAGUGAGCAAUAAGAUUACAAAUGUCGUUCUAUCUGAUUGUGAGAUCUGACGUCCGUAUAAACGUUUAUGAAAUCAUUUCACCGAUGAAGAUAAAUAAGAAUCAUAUUUUCCAUUGUAUUUCAACGCGUGCGACAAUUUUAUUGUUUUAAACGAAUUCCGUAUUUCUAUAAUAAAAUUGUAUAUAAAAUAAAAAA